AUGGAUCCCACCGUCGCAGCAGCAACACCAGCAGCAUCAGCUGUAGGAGGACCAGGCACGCCUGCUCCCAUACCGUCUACUCCCACACCCCUCCCUCGACGCGGCCCUGUUCUCUCCUCGCGCAUGCAGUACCGCAGUCGUCCUGUCUCGGUAGCCGUCGACCCCGUGUCUCUCGUCAUUUCCGAGUGCAUCACCAUCACGUCGGCCAUCCAGAAGCACGCCCGCUCGCCGCACUCCUCAGUCGCUGCCAUCCUCGGCGGCAGCCCCAACCUUGUCCAGCUUGGCUCUCCGGGCCCGGCCGGUCGUCAUGUCCGCAAGCAUUUUAGCGAUCCGCACGGCAGCGGGACUGGCGAGUACGCCACAAACCGAUGGGGUCUUCGGGGGAAGAAAGGCAAGAGCAUGCAGGACAGCCCACUGAUCGCUGGUUUUGGAAGACUGCGGCAGGAGUUGGCUGGUGUGAAAGACAUAUACAAGUUCGACUCCCUUGUUCUGCUGUACCCCUUUCUGCAAGUCAUCCAAGCCAAGGGCACCGCUGCCCCCGUCACCAUCCUCGCUCUGAGGUCCAUCCAGAAGUUCCUGGCCUAUGGCUUCAUCGCUCCGGUUUCUCCUCGCUUCGCCCUGGCCAUGCAGUCUCUUUCAGCCGCUAUUACACACUGUCAAUUUGAUAUCAGCGACCCGGCCCAGGAAGAAGUAGUACUGCUUAUGAUUCUCCAUCUUAUGGAAGAUAUGCUGUCCGGUCCUGGAGGAGACAUCCUCAGCGAUGAGAGCAUUUGCGAUAUGAUGGGGCGAGGCUUGACUAUAUGCUCUCGCCCAAGAUUCUCUGAGGUUCUUCGUCGAACUGCUGAGGCAUCCAUGGUCCGCAUGGUUCGCAUCAUCUUUGAAGACUUGAAGCAUUUAGAGGAUGAAGCAGGAGAGGAGAGCGAAGCCUUGGAUCAACAAACAAGCCAGGACAUGGAUAAUAUCAAUAUGGACCCAGAGGUCAACGGCACCGAUCUGCCGGCAGCAGUGCCAGAAGCAGAGGUAAAUGGAGCAAAACCCAGCGAGCCUGCACAGCCCCCAGAGGGAGGUGGCGAGCCUGCUGUCCAGGAGAAGCCAAGCCCAGGUGAGAUCAAUCGUGAGUCCUCAGGGUCUGCUGAAAGCCCCGAAAACGAAGCUGGCCGGCCGAGUACAAGUUCUGCCACGGAAAGCUCCGAGUCAAUCGAUCUGCGCCCCUACUCUCUCCCAUCCAUUCGGGAGCUCUUCCGCGUCCUUGUCAGUUUCCUCGAUCCACACGACCGUCGGCAUCCCGACCAGAUGCGCGUCAUGGCCCUGCGCAUCAUCCACGUCGCCCUCGAGGUUGCGGGACCCUCUAUCGCCCGUCAUCCUGCCCUGGCGACCAUUGCAGAAAACCAGUUGUGCUGCUAUCUCUUCCAACUCGUCCGGUCCGAUAACAUGGCCGUGCUUCAGGAAGCUCUGAUAGUGGCGAGUACUCUCCUUUCGACGUGUAGAGGAAUCCUAAAACUGCAGCAGGAACUGUACCUAUCCUAUCUAGUGGCCUGUCUGCACCCAGCGAUAGAAAUCCCCCGUGAGCCUGGCAUCGAUCCUGCUCUAUACGCGGGCAUCCCAACAGCUCCAAAGCUUGUCAAGCCGCCGCCCUCACAAGCUGGCAGCGGCAGAUCUACUCCGGUGUCUGUCAAAGAUCGCCAGAAGUUGGGCUUGGAAGGUGGCGCUCGCAAGCCGGAUGCCAGGCAAGCAAUGGUGGAAAAUAUUGGCGUUCUGGCACGGAUGCCAACCUGGUUUACUGAACUGUUUGUCAAUUACGACUGUGACGAAGACCGCUCUGACUUGUGUGAGGACUUGGUCGGUCUGCUUGCGCGAAAUGCGCUCCCGGACUCUGCCACAUGGAGCACAACCAGCGUUCCCCCCUUAUGUCUUGACGCUCUGUUGCGCUUCAUUCAAUUCAUUGCCGAGCGACUCGACGAGACUCCAGAGACAGAAGGCUAUCCUGAUCUUGAAACGCUCAGGGAGAGACGGCGCAGGAAAAAGAUCAUAAUCAAAGGUACCAACAAAUUCAAUGAGAAUCCAAAAGGCGGGUUGGCCUACUUGCAGGAGAAGGGGAUCAUUGCAGAUGCUAGCGACCCUGUCUGUGUUGCCAAGUUUUUAAAGGGCACAACCAGGAUAAACAAAAAGGUGCUUGGAGAGUUCUUGUCUAAGAAGGGCAACGAACCCAUCUUGGACGCGUUUAUCGACACGUUCGACUUCACAGGGAAGCGAGUCGACGAAGCCCUCCGUUCUCUGCUGGAGACAUUCCGUCUCCCUGGAGAGGCGCCCCUAAUUGAGCGCAUCGUCAGCUCCUUUUCGGAAAAGUAUUGCGCCAGUUCGGUGCCGGAUGGCGUAGCUAAUAAGGACGCUGUUUUCAUUCUCACCUACGCCAUCAUUAUAUUGAAUACAGAUCAGCAUAAUCCAACACUCAAGAAUCAAUCCCGCAUGACCUUCGCCGACUUCUCACGUAAUCUCCGGGGCCAGAACGGAGGGCAAGAUUUUCCUACCGAAUACCUUCAGGACAUCUACGAAACAAUUAAGACGAAUGAAAUCAUCCUACCUGACGAACAUGACAACAAGCAUGCGUUUGACUAUGCUUGGAAAGAACUGCUGUUCAAGAGCGAGUCAGCUGGUCCGUUGGUGCUUUGCGAUACCAACAUUUACGAUGCCGAUAUGUUCGCUACCACCUGGAACCCGAUCGUCUCAUGCCUGUUCUUCGUCUUUAUGUCGGCAACAGAUGACACAGUCUACGCUCGCGUCAUCACAGGCUUCGACGAGUGCGCUCGCAUCGCCACCAAGUACGGCAACUCGGAGGCCUUGGAUGAGAUAAUAUACCGGCUUAACUAUAUCACGACGCUCGGCACCGAGUCGUUGUCCAACACCUCUCUGAACACAGAAGUUCAGGUGGGAGACACCAGUGUCAUGGUCAGCGAGCUGGCGGUCAAGUUUGGUAGGGACCUUCGUCCGCAGCUGGCCACGUUGGUUUUGUUCAGAGUUGUAAACGGGUCAGAGCAUGUCAUCCGGAAAGGUUGGAAGCACAUUGUGCGCAUCUGGCUUAACCUCUUUGUCAACUCUCUUAUCCCGGCCUAUUUUUCGACUGAUGCGGCAGAAAAGCUGGGGCUUCCGGCCAUCCCCCUACAACCUCCGUCACUUGUGAUUGACCGUGCCGCUAAACAGAGCGAGUCCGGCUUCUUCUCAGCUUUCACCUCAUAUAUCUCCAGUUACGCCGCCGAUGAUCCGCCUGAACCGUCAGACGAGGAGCUCGAAAGCACUCUGUGCACCGUUGACUGUGUGAGCCAGUGUCACAUGGAGGAGGUGUUUUCCAACAUUGCGAACCUUCCAAGCCAUUGUCUUGAACCGUUGAUAGAUGCGCUGUUAGAGCAAAUUCCCGAAAACAGUGGUUCAACAGUCAUUACGGUAAAGACAGAUAACAUUCCUCCCUCCCAGGCUAACGGCCAAAAGCACCGGCAGAGUACAGCUACCUAUGAUCCAGCCCUGGUUUACGUGCUUGAGUUUGCAACUCUUUUGGCUUUGCGUGAUGCCAGCACCAUUGAGCUUUUUGGCAAGCGCGUCGUCGAUGCUCUUCAGACUGUUCUUCGGGAUGUUCCUCGGCAUCAUCCCAUUGUCAUCGAACGGGCAACAUUCUAUCUGCUUAGUCUCCUCCAUGCUAGCUAUGACUACGACUAUAUUCGGGUCCCUAUCCUUUUACACACCAUCUCCAGCUUCCCGAACGAUAUCUUGCUCAAGACGGCUGGACUCGUGCUGCGCGGCUUGAAGCGCUGCACUGAGAAGCCAUGCCCGUUACGAAAUGAGAUAAUGACAUCGCCUGACUUCUGGGCCAUCCUUCAGACACUAGCUGGCAAUCCUGAAGCGGCGUCGACUGUAUUUGAGAUACUCGAAGCUGGCAUCACAAGUACUCCUCCAGCUAUUAUGGCUGACAACUACGAAGCAGCACUUUCACUGCUAAAUGAGUUUGCAUCAAUCGCAAGCAUUGGAGCCGUGGCUGAGCAGCAAAAUGAUAGGAGGCUAGGAAGAAAAGGGGGGAGAGGAGGGAAAAUGGAGAAGCCGAGCGAAAACGCUAUUGUUGAACGAGGCGUGAAAGCCGUCAACAGCAUCCAGCGCCUGACAGCACGUGUCCCGCACCUCAUGAAGCAGUCACACCUGGAGAGUAACGAGGCCUGGUCUGCUUAUUGGCUCCCCAUUUUUCAGCGCCUCACUACACAAUGCACUAACCCUUGCCGCGAGAUCCGCCAUCUCGCUGUGAGCUCUCUGCAACGCACGCUGCUCUCUGCGGAGCUAUUAGCAACGACGAGCAGUGUCAGUCAAAGCAGUGCAGCUGGCGUCCCCGUUUCAAGAGAGGAUGGUCAAGAAGGGCAACUCAAGUAUCAACACCCGUGGACAGCCAUUUUCACCGAGGUGUUGUUUCCUCUCAUUUUGACUUUGCUGAAACCCGAGGUAUUCUCCACUGAUCGUGAUGGUAUGAGCGAGACGCGAGUACAGGCAGCGUCCAUGCUGUGCAAAGUGUUUUUGCAGUAUUUGGUAGAGCUGAGUGAAUGGGAGGGAAUGUUGGACCUCUGGCUCAAGAUUAUUGAGAUCAUGGAUCGCUUGAUGGGCUGCGGACAGGGUGACAGCUUGACUGGCUGCGACCAGGAGGAGGCAGUGCCCGAAAACCUCAAGAACGUGCUCCUCAUCAUGUCGAGCAAUGGGUAUCUAGUCCCUCCCAGCCGCAAUCCUGCUCGUAAGGAGCUUUGGAAUGAGACAUGGAAGCGCAUCGACCGAUUUCUGCCCAAUCUAAGAGCAGACCUAGCGCUGGAUGAGCCGGGGGAGGAGUUGGAACCGAUACCAGCAAGCAAGCAGGAAGCAGGACCACCACAGACCGAUUCUCCAUCAUCGUGA
Thermochaetoides thermophila DSM 1495 is the source of this 4917-nucleotide messenger RNA. RefSeq names its product putative ARF guanine-nucleotide exchange factor. NCBI's taxonomy places the organism in Eukaryota, Fungi, Ascomycota, Sordariomycetes, Sordariales, Chaetomiaceae. Bases 1 to 4917 code for a protein of 1638 amino acids. Gene Ontology annotation, molecular function: guanyl-nucleotide exchange factor activity. Gene Ontology annotation, biological process: regulation of ARF protein signal transduction. The record is from RefSeq and is a predicted model, not a curated record. The transcript is spliced from 5 exons.